CGAACCUUGGAGGGGUUGUCUUAGAGGCCUGAUCUGACCUGACCAGCCUGAAUCGGCCUGAUCCCCAAAACUGGCUCUCGGGAAGGAGAAAACAUACCGUACCUUACCUUACAUGGUCUUAAAGGAUCCAGGCCCCCAUCUAGAUACUUGCUCGCUCACUGCUGACCGCUUAGUGGUCGACUAGUCGCAACCAAGGUUUCCAACGUCAACAAGCUACCAUGUCGGCCCCGGCGACUGCGCGCCCGCUACCUGAUGGCAGCCAUCAAGCGGGAGGUGGUGUCUCGGGGAAGACGCAUACAGUCGGGGUAGUCAAUAGCACUAUCCUCUCACACCUUCAGAAAGUGCAUGCAGCCCAUGCCGGCGGCGACACAACGUGGAGUCCCCAGAAGGUUGCCGCCUUCCUGAAGGACAUCCAGCGCGACUCCGACGCUGAUCGCACCCUGGAGCUGGCCGGCGGCAAGCCCUGGGACUUCAAUGCCUUCCUGCGGUACAUGACCUCGUCCACCACGAACGCCGUUGCCCCGCCCCGUGACGAGGACCUCUCCUGGCCGCUGUCCAACUACUUUGUCAGCUCGAGCCAUAAUACGUAUUUAACGGGUAAUCAGUUGUCGAGUGCAUCCAGCGCCGACGCCUACCGGAACGUCCUCCUGCGCGGCUGCCGCUGCAUUGAGAUUGAUGUCUGGGACGGCGAUGAGUCGGACUCGGACAGCAGCAGCAGCAGUGAUGACGAGGAUGCCAACGCCAAGAAAGGCCAAAAGAAGAGGCGCCUGAGCACCGUGAAGGACAAGCUGCCCAGAUCUCUGACCAGUCGGCUGGAGAGAACAACGCUGAGCAACACGGCGACCCCAACCGCGACGGCCAAGGUUCCCCUUGACAACAAGGACCCUUCAAGCAUGAGCCCGCCCGCAAGCCCACUGAAGAGGGUUACCUCCCCCAAGGAACCGAAGGUCAAGCACGGGUACACCAUGACCAGGGAGGUGUCGUUCCGCGAGGUGUGCGAGGCCAUCAGGGACUACGCCUUCGUGGUGACCGACGGCCCGUUGAUCGCCAGCUUGGAAGUCCACUGCGGCCCGGCGCAACAGGAGGCUAUGGUGGCCAUUAUGCUCGAGACGUGGGGGCCCUUUUUGGUGCCCGAGGCCAAAGAGGACCCGAAGCACCUGCCCUCGCCAGCCGAGCUGCGCCGCAGGAUCCUUGUCAAGGUUAAGUAUGUCCCGCCGGAGGGAGGCAGCCCCCCGGCGACCGACGGCGAUGAGGUACCUCUGCCGGGCAACAACGCCGCGGCCAAGAAGCAGAAGAACCCGUCCAAGAUUAUCCAGGCGCUCAGCAAACUCGGCAUCUACACGCGUGGGGUAUCGUUCAAGAGCCUGACGCAACCCGAGGCGGCCAUGCCGACGCACAUCUUCUCGCUGUCCGAGGGUGACGUCAAAGAGGUGCACGAGAAGAGUGCCCGCGAGCUGUUUGAGCACAACCGCCGCUUCCUUUUGCGUGUGUAUCCUUCAGGACUUAGAGUCAAUUCGUCCAACCUCGACCCGACCGUUUUCUGGCGCAAGGGCAUCCAGAUCGUUGCGCUCAACUGGCAGAACUGGGACGAGGGCAUGAUGCUCAACGAGGCCAUGUUCGCCGGCACCAGCGGAUAUGUGCUCAAGCCAGAGGGCUACCGCCUCCAUAAACCACUCCCAACCACCGCCUCCAACACCAACACGGAACCCCAAGCCGUCGCAGUAAAGCAUUACACAAUGGACCUAACGCUGCGGAUAUUCGCGGCGCAAUCCGUCCCCCUCCCCGCAGGCGACGACGACCCCUCCUCUUUCCGCCCAUACCUCAAGGUCGAGAUGCACGUCGAGCAGCCCGGCGAGCGCCACGGCACCGAUCCGGUGCCCGCCGAUGGCCGCGAGAAGGAGGGCGAGUACAAGGCCAAGACCAAGUCCGCUAAGGGGCGCGAUCCGGACUUUAAGGGCCAGGAGCUGGUGUUCAGGAGUGUAACCGGAGUCGUUCCCCAGCUGUCGUUUGUGAGGUUCCUCGUGAGGGAUGACGAGGUUGGGAGGGAUUCGUUGGCCGCAUGGGCUUGUGUCAGGUUGGAUCGGCUGAGGGAGGGGUAUCGGUUUGUGCAUCUCUUGGAUGCGGAGGGGGUGGAGACGGAGGGUGUGGUGUUGGUUAAGGUUGGGAUUAAGUUGAGGUAGGCGUAUGAAAUAUUUGUUGGGCUUGUUACUUAGGCAUCUGUCGUGUUUCUUAGGAACCGAAGUGGGUUGGGGACUAACAGAGUGCUAAGAGCGACUGCAUAGCGAGCUUGGAUUGCUGGAUGGGUGGGUUUUGGGCUUUUGGAGAGAGCAGUUUGUAAAGGGAGCCGCUGGAUAGUCUAAAGACUUCAGAUCGAAGUCACUCCCUCGGUCCGUUAUGGGAGAAACCUUUGUCGUAUGUGGGUUGUUCGUGGCCUGAACGGGAUUACGGUUGAGAUUUAGAAUGAGAACAGUUGCUACAUGCUCAUGGCGACACCGGGUGUUGCCUCUUGCGGGAGACCGCGGCUAUCAAGGAGGGGGCCGUCGGUUUCAAGUGCUUGCUCC
Molecule: messenger RNA, 2561 nt
Organism: Parathielavia appendiculata
Lineage: Eukaryota; Fungi; Ascomycota; Sordariomycetes; Sordariales; Chaetomiaceae
Product: PLC-like phosphodiesterase
Exons: 3
Coding region: 219-2180 (653 amino acids)
Biological process (GO): lipid metabolic process; release of sequestered calcium ion into cytosol; phosphatidylinositol-mediated signaling
Molecular function (GO): phosphatidylinositol-4,5-bisphosphate phospholipase C activity
Source: RefSeq, a predicted model, not a curated record